AUGGCUGUCCCCGUACCCUUCAGCGACAUCGCGAAGCCCGCCAACGAUCUCCUGAACAAGGACUUCUACCACACCACCGCUGCCAACCUCGAGAUCAAGUCGAAAGCCCCCAACGGUGUCGCGUUCAACGUCAAGGGCAAAUCCGCUCAUGAUGGUCCAAUCUCAGGCUCGGUAGGCACAACGAUCACAAGAAGAAAUUUCAGAGCACACGUUAACAACAGAGGCGCAAAGCUCGAGGGCAAAUAUGCGGACAAGGCUUCAGGUCUCACAUUGACACAAACAUGGACGACCUCGAACAGCCUUGAUACCAAGCUUGAGCUCGACAACUCCAUCACCCAAGGCCUGAAGGCUGAGGUCCUCUCCAACUACCUCCCCGCCAAGCAGACCUUCGGUGGCAAGCUCAAUAUCUUCUACAAGCAACCAUCCCUCCACACCCGCCUGUUCACCGAUGUCCUCAAGGGUCCCACAGCCACACUGGACUUGGUCAUUGGUCAAGAUGGCUUCCUCGUUGGUGGUGAGGCUGGCUAUGAUGUCUCCAAGGCUGCGAUCACCAAGUACGCUCUCGCUGUCGGCUACAGCCAGCCUACCUAUGCUUGCGCCGUGACGUCCAGCAACAACUUGAGCUUGUUCACUGCUAGCUACUACCACAAGGUCAACACCGAGGUUGAGGCUGGCGCGAAGGCCACUUGGGACUCGACGCAGAACUCGAAUGUUGGUCUUGAGAUUGCCACCAAGUACAAGCUCGAUCCCAGCUCGUUCGCCAAGGCUAAGAUCAACGAUCGUGGCAUCGCUGCCCUCGCAUACAACGUCAAGCUCGGUACGGGAAGCACCCUGGGUCUGGGCGCAUCUUUUGAUACGCAAAACCUGAAUGCUACGGCACACAAGGUCGGAGCGUCAUUCACCUUCGAGGGUUAA
This is a messenger RNA of Cyphellophora attinorum, 915 nucleotides long. RefSeq names its product Mitochondrial outer membrane protein porin. Gene Ontology annotation, biological process: monoatomic anion transmembrane transport. Bases 1 to 915 code for a protein of 304 amino acids. The record is from RefSeq and is a predicted model, not a curated record. NCBI's taxonomy places the organism in Eukaryota, Fungi, Ascomycota, Eurotiomycetes, Chaetothyriales, Cyphellophoraceae. Gene Ontology annotation, molecular function: voltage-gated monoatomic anion channel activity. The transcript has 5 exons. Gene Ontology annotation, cellular component: mitochondrial outer membrane.